Oreochromis aureus is the source of this 2481-nucleotide messenger RNA. Its product is annotated as P2Y purinoceptor 14-like. Gene Ontology annotation, molecular function: G protein-coupled purinergic nucleotide receptor activity. Gene Ontology annotation, cellular component: membrane. Lineage: Eukaryota; Metazoa; Chordata; Actinopteri; Cichliformes; Cichlidae. The transcript has 4 exons. The coding region runs from base 258 to 1340 and encodes 360 amino acids. Gene Ontology annotation, biological process: G protein-coupled receptor signaling pathway. The record is from RefSeq and is a predicted model, not a curated record.
UUUUGACUUGCAAAUGAGGAACGGUGCUGCAUGCAGGACGUCAGCACAGCAGCAACCACCAGCUUCCUCCACCGCCCUCCCUCUCUCUGUGUGGCCUGGCCUUCCUCAUAUAAACUGUGCAGAAGGAAGUCAUAAAGGGUUUCUCACAGAUUCACCGUGAAGACGCGCAGACAGGACAGUGCUGCAGCAGUUCCUGUGGUGACCGUCUCUGUUUUAACCGCCGUCUAACCCGGGUUGGUCUUUCCAGACCCGGAAACAUGGCAGCUUCGUCCUUCAACCAGUCCAGAAGCAACAGUAACUCCAGCUGUUAUGAAGACAUCCAGGACACUUCAGCCCACAUCUUCUUCAUGGUGAUCUACACCCUGGUGUUUCUAGUCGGUUUGUUCCUCAACGGUUUCACCCUGAACGUUUACUUCUUCAGGGGUCAGCGCCACGCGUCCAGCGUCACCAUCUUCCUGAAGAACCUGGCAGCGGCCGACUUCCUCAUCAGCCUCUGCCUCCCUUUGCGAAUUAUGAAGUAUGCCAACAUUAAAUCUGAGAUCAUCCGCAAGGUCUACUGCAACUUCGGCGCCUCCGCCUUCUACCUGAACAUGUACGCCAGCAUCACGUUCAUGGGCUUCAUCGCCGCUAACAGGUACCUGAAGAUCGUCCACCCUUUGGGAAAUCACAUGCUGCAGACAGUACGAGGUGCUAAGAUAAUAUCCAUUGUAACCUGGGUCUUCCUCAUCACUGUGACGAGCUCCUACAUCCUGGUCUCUCUUAUAACAGAAAACUCGGUAUUUGAAACACUAACAAAAGUGAGCUGUGAUGAGAUGCACAGUAAAGAGCUCAGCGUGCUUUACAAAAUCAUCCACGUCUUCUCGGCCACCAUCUUCGUGACCGUCCUCGUCUGCCUGGUUGUCUUCUACUACAAAACCUCUCGCAAGCUUUCAGUGGCGCAGGAGAAGCAGCCUGCAUCUACUGGGUCCAAGAAGCUCGCCAGAUCGCGCAGAAACAUGCUGGUGCUGGUCAGCGUCUUCUGCGUCUGCUUUGUCCCCUACCACCUGGUUCGCCUUCCUUACGCCUACACAUCCAAGACCAACAACUGUUCGUGGAGACAGGUGUUCUUCUACGUGAAGGAAAUGGCGGUCUUUGUGUCCGUUCUCAAUGUUUGUCUGGACCCGCUCAUCUACUUCAUCUUCUGCAAGGCCUUCCGGGCCAGGUUGAGCCUCAGGAACAUGCAAACCACUACAGAGGUGUCAACGGUCGCAGCGAACGGAGAGAGGAGGAGCAGCGAUACGCAGAGCUCCAUCAAAAGGAAGCUAUCGCUCACCCCAAUGACAAGGACCAGCGUGCUGUAGCUUUAAGCUAACACACGAACAACUGUGAUGAAUGUGAGCUUUAAAAACUGCGACUAUAUGCCAAAGCUGCCUGCUGGGACCAGCCAUUUCAGGAUGCUGGGUGGUACCACGUCGGGCUUUUCAAAGACCUACACUGAAAUGUUUCUGUUUGCUAUCAAACAGUCAAAGGCCUAAAUAUUAAGAAAAGUCAUGUCAGUACACUGAAGUAUUUUUUUUGUAGAUGCAGAAUUUCAUCACUUAGUAACUAUUUAUCAUCUAUCUUCUGUUUUAAGUCUGUGACUGUAAAAAAUCCCUGAUGGCCGGCUAAACUACAAGCCAACAUAUCUCAACAUAUCUCAGAGGUUUUGACAUUUUAUCACCUCUUCCUGCACUGAUGUACCUUUAAAACGUCCGAAUCAGCCUCUUUUCAAACUCAUUUACAGGAAGCAGUCCGAUUUGGUCUCAGGUGAACUGGACCAGUAAAACCACUGCAUAAAAACCUAUGUGUUUGAAAAAGUGUAAAUAUGUACAUUCUGUUAUUGUUCACUUAAACCAGAGCCACAAUCUGUAUGUAAACGACUCUGUAUAUAAAUAAAUGUAAUACAUUUAUCACACUGAAAUAGGGCUUUGUUCCUAAGCAUCACACAGUACAAGUCCCUCCAAAAAGUCAGUUUCAGGCAGGCGCCAGCUUUCAUAUAACCAACUGACGCGACCACAGACGCAGGCAGAGGAACAAUGACUCACUGCAUCGAGAGGGGUUUUUCUACAAACAUCUUUGGAAAACCUCGGCCUCUUUAUCACGAGGAAAAGGUUUGAAUUUUGACUUGCAAAUGAACAAAUAUGGCACUUCAACACACGCACAGGCUUUUUCUGCAACUCUUCUUCCUCCCACGCCCUUCCUCCAUGUGUCAUCACACCUUUCUGACAUAAACCUGGGCCAAAGGACAUCACAGACAGGCGAAGGUCACUGCACUCUGUACACCUACUACACCAACAAUACUAUGCAGAUCUCUUAUAUUUCUCUGCUACAAAUACUGUAAAUAAGUCCUGUAUGCACUUAGAUAUGAGCUAAUGUAAAUGAAAGAUUAGUAUUCUCCUAAAAGGUGUGAAUUAAAAAGUCUGUUUACUUAAGUGAAAGUGAUCAAUACAACAAUGAAAAAGA